AUGUCUUCAUUAAUUAGUUUGAUGAUAAUUGCAUUGAGUAAUGUAGAUGAUGAUGAUGAUUUGGACGAUUUAGAUGAUGAUGAUGAUGAUUUGGACGAUUUAGAUGAUGAUGAUGAUGAUUUGGAUGACUUAGAUGAUGAUUUGGACGAUUUAGAUGAUGAUGAUGAUUUGGAUGACUUAGAUGAUGAUUUGGACGAUUUAGAUGAUGAUGAUGAUGAUUUGGAUGACUUAGAUGAUGAUUUGGACGAUUUAGAUGAUGAUGAUGAUGAUGAUUUGGAUGACUUAGAUGAUGAUUUGGACGAUUUAGAUGAUGAUGAUGAUUUGGAUGAUUUAGAUGAUGAUGAUGACGAUUGGAUGAUGAUUUGGACGAUUUAGAUGAUGAUGAUGAUGAUUUGGAUGACUUAGAUGAUGAUGAUGACGACGAUUCGGAUUAUUGAGAUGAGUGAUGAUGAUUUAGAUGAUGAUGACGAUUUGAAUGACUUAGAUGAUGAUGAUGUCAAGUUGGAUGAUGAUGAUUUGCGUGAUGAAGAUGAUGAUGAUGAUAUACAAACGAAUUACUUCUUAUUUAUAUUUUUUCUCUAAAAAGCAUUUUAAUGAAAAGUCAAUUUGAUGUAAAGUUUCUAAUUAGGCAGGUCACUGUUAAACUCUUAACUUCAUUUCAUAAAUUUUGUUUAAAUACGAUUUGUAGUAAGCGAGAAGAAAAUUGAAGACAAUCGAAUGUAUUUCAACACAAAAAUUACGGAACAACUUAGUAACAUUUGAGAACCAAAUAUAGUCAAUACUUCAUUUGUAAGAUGUCACUCAAUCAUCGUAGACAGUUGUUUUGAGUUCCAGAUG
Molecule: messenger RNA, 837 nt
Organism: Schistosoma bovis
Lineage: Eukaryota; Metazoa; Platyhelminthes; Trematoda; Strigeidida; Schistosomatidae
Source: the annotation of a GenBank genome assembly